Prorocentrum cordatum is the source of this 948-nucleotide messenger RNA. NCBI's taxonomy places the organism in Eukaryota, Dinophyceae, Prorocentrales, Prorocentraceae. The record is from the annotation of a GenBank genome assembly.
AUGGCGCGGGGCUGCCACUACGUGUUCCGACUGUCAGCGGCCACGGACCCCCUCGCCGCGCUCCGGGACGAGCCCACGCUCUUCUACGCCCCCGCGCAGCGGCCCCGCCCCGGGCCGGCGCCCGCCCAGAGCCGGGUCUGCCUCGUGCACCGCAGGGCCCGCAGGGCGGAGCGCUACUUCCUGGACCCGUACCACCUGGAACUGUUCGGCACCCCCCACCCGACCAUGGUGGCCCGGAUGCCCCGCGAGUGCACCGCGGCGGAGGCCUACGACGUGGCCUGGAGGCUCGUGUGCCACCUUGUCCCCGACCUCCACCUCUCGGAGAAGCGCUACCCGUUCCAGCUGAAGAGCGUGAAGAGGCACGGCACCGUGUGCGCCCGUUGCACAUGGCGGCGGGGCUGCCAGGGCUGCCUCGUGAGCCUCUCCUCCCAGGAGCCGCUGCUGCUCCUCGAGGGGGACACGCUCGCCCUUGACUGGGACGCGCUGGUGCUGCAGCAGCAGUACAAGCACAAGGUCGCGGAGCACGUCCACGACCACGAGUCUCUCGGCCUGGCGGUCAUCGAGCAGUCCGCGCCCGAGCCCAUUGAGCGUUGCCUGAGCAAGUUCGUGGAGGCAGCGGAGCUGUCGGCCUAUUGCCGAGAAUGCACGGCCAAGGAAGGGCGUUACGUGGAGGUCAGCCACCAGAAAACGUACAACCUAUGGGGGUGCCCGCCGCUGCUGACGGUGCAGCUGAAACGCGGUCGAAUGAAUGGCCCCUACGACAGCUACAAGCUGGGCAACCUCGUCAGCUUCCCGAUGCGCCUGGACUCGAAUCCUGCGUCGCGGAGAGCUACCGCGUCGACGUCGAGGCGCCCACCCCGCGCGCGCAGGGGUGCCCCGCAGCGGGGCCCGCGCUCGGCGCCACGGCGGAAGUGCUGCGAGGCUUCAGCACCUUAUCGCGGGCGCUGA